Messenger RNA from Diaporthe batatas, 1268 nucleotides. RefSeq lists its product as uncharacterized. The transcript has a single exon. The record is from RefSeq and is a predicted model, not a curated record. NCBI's taxonomy places the organism in Eukaryota, Fungi, Ascomycota, Sordariomycetes, Diaporthales, Diaporthaceae. The coding region runs from base 197 to 1114 and encodes 305 amino acids.
UUUGAUGAAGUGGCAGCUGCAUUUAACCGCGCUCCGCAGCGGCAGACUGAAUAUCUAGAAGUGAGCACCGCCCACGACCUCCGACCUAGGUAGAGAGCCUGUAGACCUACAACAGAACUACCAUUGUCCAUCGACAUAGCUGCUUCACUUUCAGUAAACUUGGAAAGAUCAUUCACACAACCACAACGCUCACACAAUGUUCCAACCUACAACGAGCCUGCUGGGAAGCUUGUCCCUGGCUCUCUCUGCAUCAGCCCAGGGGUUCGCGGCGGCAGCAUUUCUCAAUGCCCGCCAGGCGGCCCCAACAGAGAUAGUGAGGCAGGCCUCGCUCGAGAACAUCGCCGUCCGGCCCAACGGCCAGCUCCUCGUGACCAACAUGAACAGCCCCAACCUGUACGCGGUAGACCCGGCCGCCAAGAAGGUCUCGACGGCCGUGGCCGUCAGCGGGGCGUCAGGCAUGAGCGGGAUCGGCGAGAUCUCCCCGGACGUGUUCGUCGUCAUCGGCGGGUCCCCGCAGGGCACGGCGGUGCACAAGAUCGACUUCACGGGCGGCGCGGCACCGCAGGCGACGCUGAUCAAGAAGAUACCGGACGCCAAGAACAUGAACGGCCUCGCCGUGUUCGACAACGACACUGUGCUGCUCGCGGACGCGGGCAGGGGCAACGUGGUGAGGCUGACGGUGUCGACGGGGGAGUCCGCCGUCGCCAUCAGCGACCCGACCAUGGCCCCCAGCGGGCCCGUCGGGUUCGGGAUCGACGGGAUCAAGUACGAGGCUGCCACCGGCACCGUGUGGUACACCAACAUAUUCAAGAACAGCUUCCACAAGGUGCCGGUCGACGCGGCGGCCAGGCCGGCCGGCGCCGUCUCGACGCUCUGGACGAACCUGAUGGGCGACGACCUGUGCUUUGGGAACAACGGCAGGCUCUAUAUCACGACGAACAGCGGGGCGAACCAGGUGGUUGAGUUCGACCCCGCCGGGUCUGCAAGUGCGAAACCUGUCGUCGUUGCCAAGCUGAGCGCGCCGACGGCUUGCGCGGCUGGGCGUGGGGAGAGUGACAAGAAUGUGGUUUAUGUGACAAAUGGCCAAGGUGUAUAUGCCUUUACUGUCAAAUGAUGGUAAUCGUGUGUUGGAGGAGUGGCUGUUGUCUGUUGUCAUGAUAUAUGCAAAGUACAAUAUGAGUGCAAUCUCAGUAGCUCAUAUAUCUCAUGGUCUUCUGAAACCUACAUGUAAAUAUACGAUAUCGAUCCGUGACGGGGUUUCAAUGUUU